AUGCGUUUCAUCUAUUUAUUCUUCUUCGUCUUCCAACUGAGCAAUAUUCAAACAACCGCAGCGCAAACGGAUCAAACAGAACCAUUGGAUUUAUCAAUAUCAAAAGAAAAAAGAGAUGCAUUACAAGGCUUAUCAAUGGAAAGAAAGGAUGAAGAGGAAAUUGAACUGCAAUUGCUUCAAACAAAACCAUUGGAUUUAACCGCUUCAAAAGUCAGUGAUGAACGAAUUCCAAUCGAAACAGUCAUGAAAGUAAUGGAACUAUCAAAGGAAGAAAGAAGGGCGGGAAGGAAACAGCAUUGCAAUAUAUGUCAAAAGGAAGUAACACAUAUGAAAGGACAUUUGAUAACUCAUACCGGUGAGAAGCCGUGCAGUUGUCCGAUAUGCAAAAAGAAUUUCACUGACUCCAGUAAUAUGAAUAAACAUAUGAUGAUUCAUACCGGUGAAAAGCUGUACAGUUGCCCGACAUGCAAAAAGAAUUUCACUGACUCCUACAAUAUAAAUAGACAUAUGAUGACUCAUACCCGUGAGAAGCCGUACAGUUGUUCAUUAUGUAAGAAGAAUUUUACUCAGUUCAGUUAUAUGAAAAAGCAUAUGAUGUUUCAUGCCAAUGAGAAGCCGUACAGUUGUUCAAUAUGCAAAAAGAAUUUCACUCAGUUCGUGGAUAUGAAAAGACAUAUGAUGAUUCAUACCGGUGAAAAGCCGUACAGUUGUCCGAUAUGCAGGAAAAGUUUCACUGAACCCGGUAAUAUGAAAAAACAUAUGAUGAUUCAUACCGGUGAAAAGCCGUACAGUUGUCCAACAUGCAGGAAAAGUUUCACUCAGUUCGGGGAUAUGAAAAAACAUAUGAUGAUUCAUACCGGUGAAAAGCCGUACAGUUGUCCAACAUGCAGGAAAAGUUUUACACAAAAACACCAUCUACAGUUUCACAUGGUAGCGCAAACGGAUCAAACAGAACCGUUGGAUUUAUCAAUAUCAAAAGUGAAAGUGAAGGGGGAUGGAUUACAAGGCUUAUCAAUGGAAAGAAAGGGUGAAGAAGAGAUUGGAUUACAAGUGCUUCAAACAAAGCCCUUGGAUUUAACCGCUUCAAAAGUCAGUGAUGAACGAAUACCAAUCGAAACAGUCAUGAAAGUAAUGAAAAUAUCAAAGCAGGAAAGUAGAACGAAAAAGAAGCAACGCCACGAUGUACACCAAAAGCAAGAACAUACGAUGACUCAUACCGAUGAGAAGCCGUACAGUUGUCCGACAUGCAAAAAGAACUUUACUCAGUUCAGUAAUAUGAAUAAACAUAUGAUGUUUCAUGCCAAUGAGAAGCCGUACAGUUGUUCAAUAUGCAAAAAGAAUUUCACUCAGUUCGGGGAUAUGAAAAGACAUAUGAUGAUUCAUACCGGUGAAAAGCCGUACAGUUGUCCGAUAUGCAGGAAAAGUUUCACUGAACCCGGUAAUAUGAAAAAACAUAUAAUGAUUCAUACCGGUGAAAAGCCGUACAGUUGUCCGAUAUGCGGAAAAAGUUACACUCGAAGAUACACUUUGCAGUCUCACAUGGUAGCGCAAACGGAUCAAACAGAACCGUUGGAUUUAUCAGUAUCAAAAGUGAAAGUGAAGGGGGAUGGAUUACAAGGCUUAUCAAUGGAAAGAAAGGGUGAAGAAGAAAUUGGAUUGCAAGUGUUGCAAACAAAGCUCUUGGAUUUAUCGGCUCCAAAAGCAAAAAAGGAAGGAAAUAGGGCACAAAGUUUAUCAGUGGAGGGAGUGAGUGAUGAACGAAUAAAACCACUGUUACGGCUCGUUCCAAUCGAAACAGUAGUGAAACUAUCAAGGCAAGAAGGAAGGGCGAGAACGAAGAAGCGUUGUGAUAUAUGUCGAAAGGAAGUAUCAAACAUGAAAGAACAUAUGAUGACUCAUACAGGUGAGAAGCCGUACAGCUGUUCAAUAUGCAGAAAGAAUUUCGCUCAGUUGUGGAAUUUAAAAAGACAUAUGAUGACUCAUACCGGUGAGAAGCCGUACAGUUGUUCAAUAUGCAAAAAGAAUUUCACUAACACCGCUAGUAUGAAGCAGCACAUGAUAACUCAUACCGGUGAGAAGCCGUACAGUUGUUCAAUAUGCAAGAAGAAUUUCGCUCAGUCCGGGGAUAUGAAAAAACAUAUGAUGACUCAUACCGGCGAAAAGCCGUACAGUUGCCCGACAUGCAAAAAAAAAUUCACUGACUCCAGUAAUAUGAAAAAACAUAUGAUGACUCAUACCCGUGAGAAGCCGUACAGUUGUUCAUUAUGCAAAAUGAAUUUUACUCAGUUCAGUAAUCUGAAAGAACAUAUGAUGUUUCAUGCCGAUGAGAAGCCGUACAGUUGUUCAAUAUGCAAAAAGAAUUUCACUCAGCUCGGGGAUAUGAAAAAACAUAUGAUGAUCCACAACGGUGAAAAGCUGCACAGUUGCCCGAUAUGCAGGAAAAGUUUCACACAUAAACACCAUUUGCAGUCUCACAUGGGAACUCAUGACGUGAAUAGACCAGUCUAUCACUGUACUGUAUGCAGUAAAGAUUUUCAGACUAAAGCCGGCUUGAAAUUUCACAUGCGGAAUCAUUAA
Molecule: messenger RNA, 2577 nt
Organism: Brugia malayi
Lineage: Eukaryota; Metazoa; Nematoda; Chromadorea; Rhabditida; Onchocercidae
Exons: 4
Coding region: 1-2577 (858 amino acids)
Biological process (GO): regulation of transcription by RNA polymerase II
Molecular function (GO): RNA polymerase II cis-regulatory region sequence-specific DNA binding; DNA-binding transcription factor activity
Source: RefSeq, a predicted model, not a curated record